This is a messenger RNA of Lingula anatina, 1458 nucleotides long. RefSeq lists its product as uncharacterized. The record is from RefSeq and is a predicted model, not a curated record. NCBI's taxonomy places the organism in Eukaryota, Metazoa, Brachiopoda, Lingulata, Lingulida, Lingulidae.
AUAGGUAUUAUGUAUGCAUAUUAAAUCAUCCACCAACUUCGCCAGCGCCCCCUAAUGAUCCCCGCGUUGUUUCUGCGGUGACACGAAGUCCCACUUUCAAUGCAUUACACGCACUGCGUCACUGCAGGCAAGGACUCAUCUCCAGCUUCGCAAUAGCACAGCCGAAUUCCUCCAGGGACGGAACGUCUUCAACAUAGGUGAGAGAACGACAGCUAGACACCUGUGAACUUGAGGACAGAGCAGUCGAGACUUGAACAAGACCAAAAUGGGUUGCAUCUCCAGUUCAUCUGGCAAGGCCGAACUCAAUACGGAAGCAACAGAGAAACAAACAAAAGAUGAUGCAGCUGCUAAAGACAAACCCAUCGUUUUGGUCAUCGGCGCCAGUGGUAAUGUUGGAAGCGCCACCCUGCAAGCCUUGUCAGACAACUACAGUGACAAAGUGGAUAUUCGAGCGGGAGUUCGAGAUCCUUCUAAAGCUGAAAAGUUGACAGCCAUCAAAGGCGUCACUGUCGUGAAGGCAGAAAUGGGGGCAGAAGACCUGGAGGAGGUGUUAAAGGGAGUCGACGCUCUCUUCAUUGUUACCCCCGGUUCUGAAGAUCGCGCACAGAAGGCGGUUGCAACUGCAGAAGCGGCCAAAAAAGCUCAGGUGAAACAUCUCCUAGUGGUCAGUGUCUUGACGGCUGAUAAAACCGAUACUAUUUUUGGCAAGCAAUUUUCAGAAAUAGAAUCAACCAUUGCGAAAAUGGACGUCCCAUUCAGUUUCUUGCGAUUGCCGAUGUUUGUCGAUAAUUAUUUCCUGUUCAAAGAGUCCAUAAAAGAUCAGGGUGCGAUCUAUUCGCCAGCGGACCCCGCUCAGUCGUACACACCAGUGGUAGUGAAAGAUGUGGGUCUGGCUGCAGCGGUAAUUUUGUCUGAUCCCAAAGACCAUGCCGGGAAAACAUAUACCCUUUGUGGUGAUAAGCACUCGUUCUCCGACGUAGCAACCGCUUUUGGAGAAGCCUUGGGAAAGGAAGUUACGUACUCGCAGGUACCAUACGAGGACGCCAAGACGGCAUUUCUGGAAAAGGGUUUCCCUGAAUGGCAGGUAGACGGACUCCUGGAACUGUACAAGACGAUAGAUGACGGCACACAUACAGGUGACCCAGAUCAGUUGAAGGAGGUUACUGGAAAAGAACCUACAACACUGAAUGACUGGGUUAAAAGCGUGGCCGAGAACUUCAAAUAGAUUUAGUCAUUUUAAAGUACAUUUUAUUAUGAGCGACCUGAGUGUGAAAUUGAUUAGCAAGCAUAUUUUUAUAUGAUGCCAAUUCGAUUACAUUAGUGUUAAGUUAUCACAAAAAAACACGUCAAGACGGUACUGAAAUAUUAUUGCGACUUUUUGUAUAGACUACAUGUAUAAUGAUAGCAUUACUAAAUCUUAAUCUUAAUCCUAAGCCAAGAUGUUGUAACAAGCACUGA